GUGGCUGAAGAGACGACAAAUGCGAGAUAAAGGGCUUGGGAAGAUGCAGCAGAGCAAAGCAAGCAAACAAGUAAACCAACUCGGCGUGCAUGCCGAAGAAGACAAGCGUGUAGUGUGCUGCUGCUGCUGCUGCUACUGCUACUGCUACGGGAGAUUCCAACCCUUUUGCCGUCCUUUUCCUGAGUCGCGGACUGCAUAAACACGAAAUGUCGGCGUUGUUCCGAAAGCAAAUCCGUCUCAGGCGAAGCAUCCAGCCAGCCAGCCAGCCCGCAGCUAGCGGAGAGAGGAGAGAAAAUCGGGCUGCGACAUGCGCCGGCGCUCCAUGAGUUGAUCGUCGCCGUUGGUUGCCAACGUCUAACAAGGGCCUCUUUGAGACAUGACGGCGUCGUGGCCACGGUAAACAAGGAAAAAAAACACCGCAAAACAUGCAGACACAGCAACAACCAUCACAACAAAAGAGAAAGCCGACAACAAACAUGCAGGGCAGAUAUUAUUGGAUCUGGACUGGCCCUGGGCUGGAUUCCGAGUUGCGGUGGCGCUCAAGGUUGCCGUAAUUCCACCAAACAGAAGAGCCGCAUAGCAAUAGGAAACACGAGUAGCAGAAGAAACGAGGCGAACAGCCAGGCAAGGCUAACAAGAAAUGACGAAAGAGACUAAGAACAAGGAAGGACACGGCUAGCGUCACGGGCAUCAUCAUCAGCAUCGCCUGGCCGGCGAACGGGUCUGGCUUACACGGCCACCUGCCCUAACGAACGCCCCGCCGCAUGGCCCAAGGGGACGCUAAUUAGCAACGGCGGCGCGUGCUUACCACCCAUCAAAGCAAGGCUGGCGUGGCAAAGGGACCCUAAGAAUUACCUAGAGCGGUUUAACGUGCUUCGCUAGGCAGCCGCCAUAGAGAUGAGAUAGUGGUGCCAUUAUUGGCGCUAACAGAUUUUGGGCAGAGUCAGUUAUGUGCAGAAGAGUUGUUCUAUUGCAGCCAGCAGUAGUAAACAGCAAGCAACAGAAGAGUAGCCAUAUUGGGAGAGUACCCUGGAAAGCUGCCGGUAAAAGGGCCGAGAGUCAGCGUGGGUCACUUUUUCUUCUUGUCCGGCUUGUGUCCUGUGUCAUUGUUUUACUCGCUCUUCAUUUCCCUUUGGCCUGUUACUAUUCUGGCUCCAGAUCGGUGUCUAUUGUCUAUUGCCCCCUCAGGUGCCACAAUGGGCCCAUGUAGCCCACUCUCGGUCUUGUACCAAGCCUCAGAGUCUACCGAGGCAAGACACGGUAAACCGAGAGGGAAAAAAAAAAGAAAAACAAAGAAAAACAGAAAAGAAGCAGGCUGGAGGUUGUCGGGUGGCCGAGCAGUGCCGAGAGAGAGAGGCAGACUUCGGGAUUCCAGAGAGGCUGGAGAAGAUCGUCUUUGUGUCUGAGAGGGACAGGACAGGAGGCGGCGGCGGCAUCUAUAGAGGGAGGGAACAAUAGAUGCGAUGCAAUGCAUUGGGGGCAGACAAACCAAGUCCAGCAACUAAAUGGAGAGCAAACUGCAUACUACAACAGUGCGCUCCCUGCAGCAGCAUCAGCAGUAGCAUCAGCAAUGGCCAGCAAGCAAGCACCAAGCAGCAAGCAGCGCGCCGAAGGCCGGGGGCGCAAACAUUGGCUUUAGCAGUUGGCUUGGCUGGGGUCUGCUCCUCUUUUUUUUUCCCGCUGGCCUGCAGCAAGCGGCAAGCAUCAAGCACAACAUACAGCGUGGCAACGCAGAAAAAGCACGCCCGCCGUUUUAUUUUAUUUUUGACAGCAUGCAUGGUGCUGCGUGUACCUAGCCACGGCUGGGACGCAGAGGUGUACUUUGCACAUGGAGCAAGCAGCCGCAGCAGUGCAGCAGCAGAAACAACAACAUCAACAUCAACAAUAACACGCAGUAGAGUGCCACCACACACACUCACCGGGGAGGCUUGCUGGCUUUUUCCUGAACGAGCCAGCCGCGCGGGCGGGCGCGGGGUGAGGCCAAUAGCCUAGAUUUGGACAGGGCCACAAUGCUACUGUACUGAAUUCGUAAGUACAGCGCAGUGUGGUUGGUGCGGGUGCCAGCAGCAGCCAGCCCGCCCCAGUGCCGCAAGCCCACUGUAAAGAACCCACUGAGCGAGACACUGAGCGAGCUGUACAGUACCUUAGUGGAACGUAUUCGUUUGUUAAGAGAUAUUCCAUGCUACAUGAAAACGUAUACUAUUCUAGAAUAGGUGUGAUUAUUUCUAAUAUUCUAAAAUAUAACGCUGGUUCUGUCUAUAUAAACAAAACGUCGUUUUCUCGGUAAACGUCUGGAAAGUCAGCAGCCCUCCGCUAAAGGUAGGUUCACAGCUGUAGGCGGGCGGCGGGCCCUUUUGGAAACAACACUGCCCGCGCCUCGUAGGCGCACACCUCGCCCAUCUGGGGACGCUUUGCCUCGUUUCCCUGGCUCUUCUCCCGCUCUUCUUUUCGCCUGCGCACGUUGUCAUGGCGCGCCUCGCCCCCCGUUUCCAGUGGAUUCUCUUACCUACAACUCUACUCGAUGUCACAUUUGGCCUUGCCUCUUGCCUUGCCGGGCCUUGCCUGGCCGUGGACACUGAUGUGCUCUUGAAUCGCCGUACCGCUUUGGCGGCGGGCCACCUUGUAAACCCUUUUCCCGCCUGAGAGCUGCUGCUUCUUCCACUUCUUCCCCGCCCACACUCCUCACUUUGGCUUUUUUUUAAUUUCUUUUUUUUUAUUUUCGGUUUUUGAGUUAACCUCGUUUUUCCGGGCAGCAAAGACCCUUCAGCUUUUAUCGGACCCGACAGCAUCUCUCUCAGGAACACACACCCAGCAGCGAGCUAGAUGGCGUUGGCAUACCCGUAGCCCGGCUAGUAGGGAGUUCCUGUAGUAGCGUCCUUUCUCUAAGCCCGUGGCGCAACCAUCCAGUCAGCGGCACCAGAAGAUCACAAUCUGCCCCCAAAGACAAGACAUAAAAAAAAAAUUCAGUUACAAAAAAAGAACAGCCAGACCCGGUACGCUCAUCUUCUGCGGCGAUCCAUUAUCCCCUGCCGAAUCCCAAACCCGGAAGCGCCGUUCCCCGCCUGGCGUCUGGCAAUCACCACCAGGCCUAUUCAUGGUUUCAUCGCCAACGGCCGACUGGCUCUUGGCGUUUGCGCCCUGUGCUAUUGCUUCUGUUGAUUGCAAGUCUUCUUCGACAAGCCUCUUGGUUGACUCGACGAAAUCUAGCACUGACUAGAAAAUCACAAGAGAACGUUGCAAUCUAGUUCUUGGAAUUUAUCCACCUCGGACGACUUGGAGCGGAGCUUCUUAGUAUCGCCUGAUUUCUGGCCAACAACACUCUUCCAAAAACUCUAUAUAGUAUUGCCAAAAAAAGCCAAAAGACUUUGGGAUAUACCUGACUAGCAGCGAGCAUAGUACACAAAGUUCUCAAAACACAAAAGAAACAGACACUCGCCCAUUUGCGCUACUACUACACCCCAACAACCAAUACACUACCAGAGAAGACGACGCAAAAACAGCUGGUCGUCUGUUAUUGGCACACCAACACGAGACAAUGUCAACACCAGAGCACCAGGCAAACCUGGCCCGCAUCAGAGACAAUCAGAGACGGUCAAGGGCCCGCAAACGGGAAUAUGUACAGGAAUUGGAGCAGCGCCUGCGGAUGUUUGAAAUGCAGGGUGUAGAAGCAUCUGCAGAAGUACAAGUUGCCGCCAGAAAGGUUGCCGAAGAAAACAAGAAACUCCGAGACUUGCUGCUCGAGCACGGCUUCAGUGACGAGUACAUUGCACGCUACUUGCAGCGCCCUGAUCGACAGCAACAGCCAUCCUCCUCGACCCAACUCGACCCAAGUGCUACAGUACAGUCUCUACACCAAGUUAUAGCACCGCGGCGGUUAGCAAGCUUGGAAUCUAGCUCGCCGUUUAUGCUUCCUAGCCAGAUCAUGCCAUCCACAUCGCCAGGUAGCGUCGCCACCAUCCAAACAUCAGCAUCGUGGGACAGCCUGUCAGGCGACACUUCGUCGAGCUACAACCAGCAGCAGGAUUCCCAGUUGGACGGAUCAUCUCUCAGCAGCAGCGAGAACCAGAUGUAUUCAGCUGGCAUGUUUAGCGGCCCCAACUCGAUGCAGAGCGGCACUGGAGCGUACACGACACAGCCACCCGCGGCUUACACGCAACAACUCCAUCGUGUGUUCGCUACCACCUCCUCCAUGCACACAAACGCACAUACCGCUGGCAAUUAUAACGACAACUCUGAAAUCUACUCCCAACACCAAAGUGGGAACUUCAGUCACCCACCAGGAUACUUAUGAUGCCUGCGUCCAAUCCUCAGCGCGCGGGUGGGCGUACGCUGACUUGGACUGGAUAUUUCUCUUCUUGUACACUACGCUAUGGGCCAUUGGCCUGUUUUCUUUUGCGAGUUUUCUUGCCUCUUUUCCCUUUUUUUCAUGACGAGUCUUUCAGAGACCAAGUUAGUACAUUCUUCUGGAAGCCAGACCAGAAUUUACAUAGAGUAACCGACGGCGGAUGACAGGGUGCCUUUUACAAUGCUUUUUGUUAUGACCUGUUCUGUUGACACUUCUUCAUAUACCUCAUUUUCCGCGGCAUAGACAAAAUCAAAGCUUUUCUUCUUCUAUUUCUUCACAGGCCACAACGUCUACAUCUGUGCAAUCGUUCACUUUUUCCCAAGUCAAAGUUUCCAGGUAAAUUUUAAAGUGAUUCAAAACAAAGUGUAAUAGAAAAAAAUAAGAAUAAACUCCAUGCUAAUUUGUCCCCGUACCCUAAGUCAAUCCUGUAUUUCACACGAUUCCUUUUCGCCAGUCUAAGCCGAGCCAUGGAUUUCCCACAGCAUGAGCCCAAAAGGACUGCAAAAGAAAGAGAAAAGCAAAAGCCGGUGGUAAGCCAGCUCGCUGUAAACGCCGCUGUAGACAUAAUUUCAUCUCCGCCAGAGAAGGUGUCAUUUCAUUUUACAAAAAGUAGUCAGCAACGGGCUUCUUGGCCGGCAUUCCGCGGGAAUCCUGCGGCGCUGCCUGGAAGACCCGGUACCGUCUUGCUGGGCCGCUUCUAAGCCCGUCCUCGGAUUCCAUCAAUAAGCCCCUACCCGCGGCGCCUCCGUCACUGCGGCCGACGUCGCCGUUGCUGCGCGCAAAGACGCCCGUGCCCGACUCGUCCUCGCAGAGCUCCAGCACCGCGGCGACGUUGCCGCACCGGUAGCAGUAGUUGGGCGCCGACCACACUGUGACAAUGGAGCUGUCAAACAUCUCCUUGAAGCCCUCCAUAACAAGCUGGUGAGCGCGCGCAAUCAAGCUGAGAUCGUUGCGGUGGUUGAAGACCUUGACAAUGUCGGCGCCAAACAGGAAGCCUGCGCCGCGGGGCGACAGGCCCCAGCCGUCAAUGUCGUCGGGGUCGGACCACAGCAGGUCGCACAUAGCGCCCUCGUGAGGCACCUCUUGCUUGCGGUCGAUGAGGCGGAUCUUGUCGACGGUGUCAAUGAGCGGGCUCAGGCCGCCGUGCACGCAGAGCACCGCGCCGGCGGGGUUGCCCACGCUGCCGCUACUUGAGCCUGAUGCGCCGGAGCCCGGAGGACCUGUCUUGUCGCCAGAGCUGCCGCUGGCGCCAUUGGGGCUUUGCUGCUGCUGUUCUUGGGAGCCGUCGCCAGGCUGGUUGCGCUGCCGCGCGAAGCGGCUGAUGAUGGAGCCGUUUUGGUCGCAGACUUCAAUCUCUGUGGUGUCAUCGACAGGCUCGUCCUGGCUUGGCGAGAGUGUGUUGGAGGCGCCGAGGACAAUGGCACCGAGGGCGAGGUAGUCAAAGACAUCGCAGCAGUAGCGCCAUACGUUGGCGCUGCCGUAUUUGCGAAGACAUUCGUCGUAGAAUCCGUACACGGUGGUGAUUUGGCGUGAUUCGUGGUUGCCGCGGAUCAGAGUCAUGCGGUCGGGGUAUCGUACUUUGAGACAGAGGAGGAGGAGGAAGGAUUCGAGUGAGUAGAAGCCGCGGUCGACAAAGUCGCCUGGGAACAAUAAUUAGUAUAGUCAUGGCUGGUGUGGGGGAUGGAU
Molecule: messenger RNA, 6031 nt
Organism: [Torrubiella] hemipterigena
Lineage: Eukaryota; Fungi; Ascomycota; Sordariomycetes; Hypocreales; Clavicipitaceae
Source: the annotation of a GenBank genome assembly